Anopheles coustani is the source of this 2140-nucleotide messenger RNA. It is a transcript of the gene CkIIbeta, whose product is annotated as casein kinase II subunit beta. The record is from RefSeq and is a predicted model, not a curated record. Lineage: Eukaryota; Metazoa; Arthropoda; Insecta; Diptera; Culicidae. Gene Ontology annotation, cellular component: protein kinase CK2 complex; cytoplasm. Bases 859 to 1533 code for a protein of 224 amino acids. Gene Ontology annotation, molecular function: protein kinase regulator activity. The transcript has 5 exons.
CCGUCCCGAUCGUCCCGUGGAAGGUGCCCUGUUUUGCAAUCACUUGUCUGGAAGUAGAAGUUAGAACCGUAAACCGCACCGGAACCCCGAAAGCCAGCUCAAGCGGCUAUUCGUCCGUCGCGGAACAUCGUCGUCGUCGUACGGAGCGAGCGAAAUGAGAGUGUGACUGUCGGAAGUGUGUGCGAGCAGAGCAGCAUACCACCGUCGAUGGUCGUCAAUGCCGUCAUUUUUUCUUCCUCCUCGGCACGGUCACUAUCCGUUUUCUCGAGUAGGCUGUGUACGAUGUUUGAUGUAAAAACGAAAGGACGAGUUAACUUUCAUUAAACCGUGCUCGGAAAAAGCGGUGUGAACUCGUACGGUGCCAAGGAAGUUCGACCAUUUCGCUCGACGGGAAACAUUCCGUCCGCUAUGUAACAAGGCGCUCUAUACGCGGCUACCGAAACGGGGUGAAGACGUCGGACUCGAGUACGGUACCUGUGUGUGGUGCGGUGUGGUGUGCACGGUGCUAGUUAAUGUGUGUGCGUGCAUAUUUUACAGCUCGAAUACCCGACCGCGACCCAUCGCGGUAAAUUCGCCUUUUUACACAAAAGUUUUGCAAGUUUUAAUUACGAACAAACGGAACCAAAUUUAUCCAAAACCACACGAAAUUGGUCCGCCGCAUACUUCGAUCGCGGUAUUGGAAUCGCCUGGAGAAGAUCGGUCGGCAGGGGCAAUAGUGAAGGGGGAGAAAAAUAGCAAAAAUUAACACACCCGGGGGGCGCCUUCCUUCGACGAUCGGGAUUCUCCAUCCAUCAUUCCUGGUGAAAUUAUUUAGCUGAUUGAUUGUGAUUGUGAAAACUCUUUUUGCACCGCAGGAAAAUGAGUAGCUCUGAGGAGGUAUCAUGGAUUUCCUGGUUUUGCGGACUGCGCGGUAAUGAAUUCUUUUGCGAGGUGGAUGAAGACUACAUACAGGAUAAAUUUAAUCUGACGGGAUUGAACGAACAAGUACCGAAUUAUCGCCAAGCGCUGGACAUGAUUCUGGAUCUCGAACCGGAGGAUGAAAUCGACGAUAAUCCCAAUCAAUCGGAUCUAAUCGAGCAAGCUGCAGAGAUGCUGUACGGUCUGAUUCACGCUAGAUAUAUUCUUACUAACCGUGGCAUUGCUCAAAUGAUAGAAAAAUAUCAGGGUGGCGAUUUUGGCCACUGCCCACGCGUUUACUGUGAAAAUCAGCCUAUGCUUCCACUAGGUCUUUCCGACGUACCCGGUGAGGCAAUGGUAAAGUCGUACUGUCCCAAAUGUAUCGACGUGUACACACCAAAGUCUUCGCGGCACCACCAUACCGAUGGUGCUUACUUCGGAACUGGAUUCCCGCACAUGCUUUUCAUGGUACACCCCGAGUACCGUCCCAAACGUCCCGCAAAUCAAUUUGUACCACGUCUUUACGGUUUUAAGAUCCACUCCCUAGCGUAUCAAAUCCAACUGAAGGCAGCAGCUGAUUUUAAGGCACCGCUUCGAAUGGUAAAUGGCAAUCGUGGCGGGGUACCAAAUGCGUAAAACAAUAUUAAUUUUGUAUAUCCAGCACAUUGGGUGUUACAGAUAAACUUCCUUAUAGUAAUCCACACUUUCGAACCAAUUUAAAUUUGUGAGAACUUACACUUGGAAACAAAAUCAAUUCAAAGAAUUUUGCAACGAGAUAAUGUAGUGAACGUAUGCGAGCAUAAGAAAUUAAUUUGUGUUUAUCUGUGUAUAAUUGAUUGAAAUUUUGAAACAAAAACCUUUUUCAAUUCAACGGAACAAGUUGCAGUUGAAGUACGUAAUUUUUUUAAUGGCGCAACAUCCCCAUAUGGGACUAGUCCUCUCUCCGAAGAUAGUUACUGUGACCGACAGGCGAUAUAUUUAUUAUAUAUCGGGGGUUAGUCGUUCGUAAUACCGGGGAGUACCCAGACUGUAGAUUCGAUCCCACAUAUAUGGCGUUGUGUUACCAUAUUUUCGGGAGUAGCAUAUUGAUAAUAACGCAGUUUUGGUGAUUCUGGAAACGCACUGUUUCCUCUGAUUCUGAUUUUUUGGACCAUUGUAUUUUACAAUUAUUAUUAUUAUUCGUUAAUUAAUAAUUAUUUGCGUUAAUUGCCAAUUCGUUACUGUCCGUAGAACCAAUAAGAAC